AUGGCUGAUAAUUGGGAUGAUGAUGAUUUUGAGCCAGAGGUGGAGUCUCUUGCACCUCCACCUCCACCUCCACCUCCGAUAGUCGAAGAUGUUGUCCCUCCUGCGCCAGCAGUUCAGAAGGCGAAGUCAACAGCUAAGACAUUUCCCAAUAUGGAAAGUUUCUCUCGAGAAUUGACUGCAGCGGAGAAAGAGGAACUGCAAAAGCGGCAAGAUCUCGCACUAACCAUGGAGAUGUUUGGAGAGGAACCGCAAACUGGAGAUCGUCGCCCUUAUAGUGAGAUUAUUUCAAAGGAUGAAUUCGAAGAUUGGGGAUCAAAGAUCGGUACUUUUUUGGCUACUCGGCAUAAAGCAGCACAUUAUGGUGAUAUGCUCAACAAGCUCCUUCAGGCGGUGGCAGAGAAAUUGGAUGCUUCAGAAGUGCGAACAAUGUCAAAUUAUUUGAAAACAUUGGCUGACGCUAAGAAAGCUGCAGACAAAGUGAACAAAGCAAGCAAUAAGCAAAUAUAUGACGAUUAUGAUGGAAGAGACGACUUCGACGAUUUUGACGAUUUUAUCGGUGCCGUGGAGCGAGCGGUUGGAAUUGAGCCGCUACUCUACACCGCAUCUUUUCGAACGCAGCCGCUUACGCAAUUGCACCGAGCUUCCGGUCGUUUUGACUCUUUUAUAUCUUCGGCUGAUUGCAUGUUACUUCUUGACCAGAUGUUUGCUGUUGUUAAUUUGGGAAUGACGCAAACGGAGGAAAUUUCACGUUCUCGGUACGAUCGUUCCUCCGAAACGCUGGAUUCGGAAUCUUUAAGGCAGCUGCUCGAAGAUGGAGAAUUGGAUACCCUACGUUGGGAAGAUGACGAUAUUUCUUUGCGAUCGGCGGCGUCUAAUAGUCGUCUGCCUUACGACAAGUUGACAGCUCAGGAGUUGGUCCAUUUCCCCGAUGCUUCGGAUGCCAAAGCUUCUACAAACUUGUAUUUGUUCAUAAGAAACAAAAUAUUACAACUAUGGUUGCUCGAACCUAACGUGGAGCUCACUAGCGAAGAUGCCAUUGACCAACUCCCAGUUCCUUUUAAUAGUGAUCGUCGCUUCGUUCGACGUAUUCAUGGAUUUCUUCAACGAUACGGUUUCAUCAAUUACGGGAAUUUUCAUCGUCUGGCAUCUGCGUUGGUUCUGACUUCAAAGAGAAAGCGCGUCAUAAUUGUCGGUGCAGGUGCCGCCGGUAUUGCAGCUAUGAAGCAGCUUCACUUUUUUGGCUUUGAUGUUGUGCUCUUAGAAGCACGAAAACGACUUGGUGGUCGUGUUCAUACGUAUCAUCAGAAGGAUUCAAGUGUAGUUGCAGACCUGGGAGCCAUGGUAGUUACAGGAAUAAACGGGAAUCCAAUUGUAACAAUGAUGCGGCAAACUCAGUGCACUCCCGUUCGAAUAACACCAGACUGUCCAAUCUACGAUGAGUAUGGAAAACUUGUGGAUCAGCGUAAAGACGAACUGGUCGCAGAAGCGUUCAAGAAAAUUGGUGAUACUGCAUCGUACAUUGCUCACACUUUGGGGAUAACGGAAGUGAACGGGAAGAAGUUAAGCAUAGCUGAUGCGUAUAACAAUAUUUUAGAAAUGUUGGAACUCCGAAUGCAAAGAAGACGCCUCAAGUAUUGGCAGAUUUAUGAGGAGAUACUUGAGAAAAUGAAGCAAGUGCAGAACGAGAUAACUUUGUACAAGAAGAGUGCAGUGUUCCUAGCGGAUAAAUUGAAGUCAUCGGAUAGCAGCAUUCCUCUUACACUGGAUCCAGACUCACGGCUAGAGCAAGACAUCCUACGUCGCUGUUAUAGGCGCGACCUCGGUGAAGCUAUCAAGCGUUACGAUGCUGCAAGAGAGCGUUUCCGUAACUUGGAGACCACGCUUCGUAAUCUCAAAAAGCAAGAGCCUAGUGAAGUCUACAUGAACCAAAGGGAUCGUCGUCUGUUAGAUUUCCACUUCGCGAAUUUGGAAUAUGUUAGUGGUGGAACAUUAGACAAAUUAUCUCUCCAACAUUUCGACCAAGAUGAUGAGUUCCAGUUCACCGGCUCGCAUAUGGCUAUUCGCGACGGAUAUGGCGAUUUCCUUACUCGGUUGGUUACGAGCGAUGUUGCUGGUUUCAUCAAACAAAACGCAGUUGUUGAGUCUAUAUACUACGAUGAAAAAGGUGUCAAAGUGCAGUAUAAGACUGACGACACGACCAACACAGUUGAUGGUGACGUCUGCCUGUGCACAGUUCCACUGGGUGUGUUGAAGCGGUCAAUUAACGGCUGCACUGAUGCACCAAAAUUCGAACCUCCUCUGCCGGAAACCACUGCCAAAGCUAUUGCUGAGAUGGGCUUUGGUAAUUUCAAUAAGGUUGUGCUUAUCUUUUCUCGUCCGUUUUGGGACGUCACGCAGAACUAUUUCGGCCAUCUGAAUCACUCCAGGGCGUCUCGUGGAGAAAUGUUCAUGUUCACCGCACUCACUAAGGCACCUGUUUUGAUUGCUAUGAUGGCUGGUGAAGCUGCUAAUCUGGAAGCCCCCAACGAAGUAAUUGUACGGAAAGCGAUGAGCGUUUUGGCAAAUAUUUUUGGUUCAGCUUGCCCAAAAGGACCAGUUGAGGCAGUGAUCACUCGCUGGCACAAAGAUCCAUUUGCAUGCGGUGCAUAUGCCUACAUACCAUGUGGAAGUGACGGUGACAUUUGUGACAUACUAGCUGAGCCCGUUCGAGCAUGUAUGGAAGACGGGUCGUACAGUGGUGAGGAACGUGUGUUUUUUGCAGGAGAACAUACAAGCGGAAGAUAUCCGGCAUCGGUUCAGGGUGCUUGGUUGAGUGGUAUCCGUGAAGCUGCGAGGAUAGCCGACCUUUACCUGGGAUGCCCGUUCUCAGCAUCAAGUGUUGCAGAUCCAGAAUGUGUCCUGCUUGAUAGUGAUGACGAUGAAGAACCACCGAAAAGCAGCGGAGACGGCGACGACGUCGCUGACGAGCUUAGCGCUGGAGAAUUGAAGGAGAACGGCAGCUCACAUCCAGCGGGUGUGGGCAGUGGAGAACCAGAAUGUAAACGCACAAAAACUGAGGAUUUUAAUCUCUUGGAACGAACAUGGUCGUUCACGUGUUGCAUAAAUUUUCUUCUAUUUUCAAACAUUCGUUCGUUGUACUUUAAUUUUUGA
Molecule: messenger RNA, 3150 nt
Organism: Necator americanus (New World hookworm)
Lineage: Eukaryota; Metazoa; Nematoda; Chromadorea; Rhabditida; Ancylostomatidae
Exons: 32
Coding region: 1-3150 (1049 amino acids)
Biological process (GO): negative regulation of transcription by RNA polymerase II; positive regulation of transcription by RNA polymerase II
Cellular component (GO): eukaryotic translation initiation factor 3 complex; cytoplasm; nucleus
Molecular function (GO): flavin adenine dinucleotide binding; translation initiation factor activity; oxidoreductase activity
Source: RefSeq, a predicted model, not a curated record